UAAGAUAGCUUCGUAAUUAAGAUUAUAUUACAACAAUGAUGUGGUUUCUAUCAAGAAGACUCUCAAACCAUCUUAUCAAACCCACAAACCACGCCUUCUAUUGGUGCCUCAAAAGCUACAACUCAUGGGCUGCAGCCAUACGCAGCUCUUCUUCCUCACAUAAAGCUCUGCAUAUCUAUUCUCAAAUGCACCGGCAGUGUGUACCUUUCGACAGCUUCUCCAUUCUCUUUACUCUAAAAUCAUGUACCCAAUUGCAUAACCACGCAACCAUUCAACACCUCCAUUCCCAUAUCGUUAAACUCGGGUUUGAUUCUCACGUAUACGUGGCCACUGCCCUUCUCCAUGCUUACGUCGUCGUCUCGUUUGUGGAUGCAUGUAAACUGUUCGACGAAAUGCCUGAGAAGAGCACGGUCACCUGGAACACAAUGAUUUCUGGGUAUUCGAGGACCGGGAAUGUAGAGAGAGCAACACUGGUGUUUGAGGAAAUGCCAGUGAGAGAUGUUGCAUCAUGGUGUGCAAUGAUCGCAGCCUAUGUGAACAAUGGCAAACAUGAGCUUGGGUUAUCACUGUUUCGGGAUAUGGUAAUGGCUGAAGAAGGUGUGAAACCUGACCAAGUGACUGCAGUAGUGGUUUUAUCUGGCUGUGCUCACUUGGGCUCUGUUGGGUUGUUGGUGGGGAAGUCAGUUCAUGGGUUGAUGGUCAAGAAUCGGUGGGAGAUGAAUGCGGAGCUCGGUACAGUUUUGAUCAGCAUGUAUGCGAAAUGUGGGUUUUUAAAGGGAGCAGAACAGGUUUUUGAGUUGAUGCAAGAGAAGAAUGUGAUGGCUUGGACUGCAUUGAUUUGUGGAUCAGCACAACAUGGCUACAGCAAAGAAGCAUUGUGUUUGUUUGAGACAAUGCAUAAAGCUGGUGUAAGACCUAAUGAACUGACUUUUACAGGAGUUCUUAGUGCUUGUGUGAACACGGGACUAGUUGAUGAGGGUCGAAAAUAUUUCAACCUGAUUGAAGAAAGUGGCUUGGAGCUUAGGAUUCAGCAUUAUGGAUGCAUGGUCGAUUUGUAUGGCAAGGUGGGGCUGUUAGAGGAAGCGUAUGAUUUUAUUAAGAACAUGAAACUUGAACCCAAUAUUGCUGUCUGGGGAGCCUUUUUGUCGGCUUGUAAGGAGCAUAAGCAGUUUGAGAUGGCCGAAAGAGUAGUUGAGCAGGUCAUGAAGAUGGUGAAACCAGAAAAUGAUAGUGGGGUUUACUCUCUUAUUGCCGAUUUGUAUGUUUUGGGUGGGAAGUGGAAUGAUGCUGAAAGAGUGAGGAGUCUGAUGGUGAACCACAAGGUGAGGAAGGUCAGGGGCUCUAGUUUUAUUCAAGUGGAUGGUAGAUAAAACCAAUUUUAUAUGCCGCUCCCAACUUAUAAAGCUUACCUGAAUGAUUUAUCCUAGGCGAGAAAUUAUAUUGAGGCACCUCAGUGGCAGCAGGCCAGUAGCUUUAUCGAGAUCAGAAGCAUAUUGUGCAAAGGCUCUAAUUCUGUAAAUUGCAGAAGGCUGUUUACAAAAAGGAACAACACAUCUAUCAGAAUUACAACCUUAGUUGCUUCAAUUGUUAUAAGGUUUCGUUUUAAGUAGUUUUACAGAUUGUAAGGUGAAGACUAUCAAGAAUGAGGAGGAAGAGGUAUCGUCUUCUGACAUGGAUCACAUCAAAGCUGUAUCAAGUGCAAACCAAUGGUUUCUCUCCUCAAUGUAUGAUAGGAUUCAUCAUAGUGGCCGUCUUGUUUCACCCUCCCUUCUCCCAUAUCUCUACUACUAUAAAGUCAGGCCCUCUUUUGGUCAAAGGCUUCACCAAUUUUUGGAAGUGCCCAUAUUAUUCAUGGUGAAACAACAAUUGACUCAGAUGAAAAUAUCUACAAGAGUCAGUAUAGUAAAGUACAAAAAAAAAAAAUAAAGAAAAAAGAAUAAGGGGAAACGUUGGAGAAAAUCAAACUGCAGUACGGGAGCCAAGUUCAGAAGCGGUUUGGCUUCAACUGACGCAAUCACAUUCAUUUCAUAGAAAUAGCCAAUAGUGAAGACAGAAAGAGAAGUUGGCUGAUCGAACAAGAAAACGAAGAGACCAGGAAGUAGUACCAUUCUUCAUGGUGGUAUGGGGGAUAAGAUGCAUAUGUGAAUUAUUCUAUACGAGCACAAGAACGAAUAUAUGCUGCUAUAUACUUGAUUGGUAAUGUAUGGAGAACCCCUUAGAUGAGGAUGGCUGAAGCAUUAGCAGAUUCAAGGGUGAAUUACUAUCUGCCACAGAAUAGGCCUUGAAGAUCAAGUCUGUGCAUUUGAAGAUAUCUUAAUUUUUUUUAUGUUUCUGUAUAUUGUUCACAUAGAAGUAGAGUGAGUUAAUUUUUUUGUUCUUUUUCUUUUACUGGCACAACAUAACGAUAAUAUGACGACUAAUCAGCUUUUUGUAAGAGAUCAUGUUUUUCUGUAGUUAGCUUCUUAAUACAUCUUUGGUGUUCCAGAAUCAUUUGGCUUUUAAAGUCCACAAGCUCUAUGGAGUAUGGAAAGAUAUAAGCUUAUUCAAAUGAACAGCAGAGGUGUUGUUACCCUUUCAUCUUUUUUAAUUGGUUCUUUGGGUAUACUCUAUCUUUCAUUAAUGCAAGUACCUCCAAAAAGGUUUGUACUUAGUUUUACAUCUCUUUUUCAAAUGUAUAGCAUUGGCUAAUGUGUUGUUAGGAUGUUAUUAACUUUGUUUCAACAGAUUUGAAAUAGAUGAAUGCAGAGUGUAGGAAGUGGAGUGAGUGAGGAACAGGUCCGCCGGGGGGGGGGGGAGGGGAGAGAAGGGACAUUAUGCUGCAAUGGAAGAGGGCUGAAUGACAUAAGAAGAAGAAGAAAAGAAGUACUUUUCUGGUGAUAUGUAAAGAUAAGUAAUGGCAGUCAUCUUCAUUAUUGAAGCACGAGCUAUAUUAUAUUUGUUUGAUUGUUGUUCUUUACUUUUUAUUUUGGCUGUUUAUGAGGCAUAUAAAAGAGAGCAGUGAGGUUCAAACGGUUCCUUUUUAUGGGGAUGUUUGCCUUUCACAAUUUCAGUAAAAAAAGGGGAAGAGAUAGAUCAGAGAACAAACACAAGACUUGUGCUAUGGAGAGGCAAUGAAUCUCUUAAUUUGGUUGAAUGGUAUUGUACCUACUGUUAGCUGGUGAGUUUUGUUUCUGUCAAUAGUUCUGCAAAUUUCAGUUUUUUGUUGUUGUUGUUGUGUACGUGUGUGUCAUCUUUAUUUAUCUCUACUAUUGGUUCUGAGGUACUCAAAGGGUGAAUUACUAUCUGCCACAGAAUAGGCCUUGAAGAUCAAGUCUGUGCAUUUGAAGGUAUCUUAAUUUUUUUUAUGUUUCUGUAUAUUGUUCACAUAGAAGUAGAGUGAGUUAAUUUUUUUGUUCUUUUUCUUUUACUGGCUUUGUUCAUAACGAUAAUAUGACGACUAAUCAGCUUUUUGUAAGAGAUCAUGUUUUUCUGUAGUUAGCUUCUUAAUACAUCUUUGUUGCUGCAGAAUCAUUUGGCUUUCAAAGUCCACAAGCUCUAUGGAGUAUGGAAAGAUAUAAUUUGGUUUAAUUACAAAGGCUGUUUAUUACAAUUGGAGAUUUUGUAAUGCAUACUGCAACUUCAAAGUUUUGAUUUGUUCUCUUUGAUGUAGUUGACAAUGGUUGAUGAUUAGUUUUCCCGACUUUAUGGGAAAUCAAGUUUCAUGUGCCCAUGUGAAUUCGGUGCCUAUAAUAAUUCCUUUUCUACUAAAGCAUGAUAAAAGUUUAUAAGUUCCAGGUUUUCUUAAAUACUUUACUCUUACUACUAUAUUUUUUCUUAAUUGUCUGUUUAGGUUAUCUUUGACACAUUAGCUGCUAGCCUUUGCAGCCUUAAUCUACUUAGAAUCCGUGUGCAUAUUUGCCCAUGUUUGAAUUACUUAAGCUUCUUAUGGUUGCUGCUUAUUUUCUCAGGUUCAUGUGCUUCUUUCCAUUUUGGAUCUUUACUUGGGUUUCUAGAGCAUGUUUUUCAGUUGUAUUUGCACUUUGUUUUGUGCUCUUACUGUUUCAAUUUUAUGUUCAUUGUAAUUUGUCUUUCAUAAGAGGUAAGGUUGAUGUCCUCCUCUUCUAUUAUACUUUGUUUCCUCUAUAUAUUAAAAAAGAAAAUGGACGAAUGGUUGCCGGAUAUUAUUGGAGUGUGUCUGUGUGUGGAUACCAAGGCGAGAAUAUCAAUCAAGUCUAUAUUACUUGAGAGAAAGAUUAGCCAAGGAACAAUGAUGAACAACAAUACUAAAUUUGUAGGCUAGUUUUCAUAAUUGAAGGUUAUCUAAAUUUGUAUCAAUGUAAAGCUCCUUUUAU
Messenger RNA from Rosa chinensis, 4331 nucleotides. RefSeq names its product pentatricopeptide repeat-containing protein At5g66520. The transcript is spliced from 2 exons. The record is from RefSeq and is a predicted model, not a curated record. Gene Ontology annotation, molecular function: protein binding; RNA binding. Gene Ontology annotation, biological process: RNA modification. Bases 36 to 1370 code for a protein of 444 amino acids. Lineage: Eukaryota; Viridiplantae; Streptophyta; Magnoliopsida; Rosales; Rosaceae.